AUGUAAAUUCUACGUGUGGAUGAGUUUAGUGAUUUUUUAGAGAAGACACUUAAUUUGAAAGCUGAUUGUUAUUUAGCAUCUUUAUUUAAAUAAUUUGGUCGCUUCUUUAAUAUAGCAAAAAGAAUGAUUGAAUUGCUGAUUGAAUUAGAUAAACAUUUUGAAUAAGAAAAUAGAUCACGUACAUUAAUUAAUAAUGCUAUUGCUUUAUUAAAUCAAUUUUUUAUAGAGCAUGUAUCAUUUGUUUAAUGGAGUUAUUGUGAAUAAUUUAUUAUUUAGGGUAAUGAAAGGAUUACUUAAAUCAGAGCUAAUAUACAUCCAAUAUUUCAUUAAUUCGAUUAAACAAAGAUCAAGAAAUCUUUAUGUGAAGUGUUGUUACAUCUUCAAGAAAAGAAUACACAACUAUUAUAAUAGAUGACAUUAUUAUCUAAUGAAGUAAAUCUCCAUUAAAUUAUACUUAAAUAAAAGGAAGAAUAAUACAAGGUAUUUAUAUAUAAAUUAUAAGAAAUUUAAUGAUAAUAUUGAAUACAUCAAAUAAUAUAAAUAAACUGAGGAUCCUGAAUUUAAGAAAUAUUUUGCAUUAUUCAUCAAAUUACAACCAUUACAAUAAUCAAGUAAGAUAAUAUAUUAGAUUUAGAGAUUCUGUAUGAAUUGUACAAAACAAUUAUAUUAUGUUUAAUAAAUUGUUCUAAUUUGUUAUGUCUUCUAGAAAUACCAAUUGAAAAUUCCAAGAUGGUCAAAUAGAUUGGUAAAAAGAACCUAAAAGGUAAUACUCAUGAAGUGCAAUUAUUAAUGAAAUAUAGUUAAAUUCUAGUAAAUAAAGAAUAGAUUUGGAAUACAUUAAAUAAAUAACAUUAUGAAGAUUUGGCUGAAACUAUUAAAUUAUUAGAGAAAUAGAUAUUCUAUAAGUAACCAAAUGAUCCUUUUAUCAUACAGUGUAAUUUAGGAGAAUUGAGAUCCAUAUUAUCAAAAAAGGAAGUAUGAUCAUUAUUAUACUCUCAGAAUCUAAUGUAUCAAUUAUCCAAUUAAUUCAAAAAACCAGAAGUAUUAUAGGAAUGGAAUACAAUUUAACCAUUAGGAUUAAUUACAUUAUAAUAAUUAUAGGAAAUAGCUGGAUAAUUCUUUGGUCAUUUGAGUACUUUUGUGAGAGUUACUUAAGUAUAUUAGAAUACAAAAUAGGAAAUAUCUAAAUUCUUUGAUUAGAAUUUUGGAUAGAUUGUUUAAUUAGAAUGUAAUGAAUUUGAUUAUUUGAAUAUUUGA
This is a messenger RNA of Paramecium pentaurelia, 1257 nucleotides long. NCBI's taxonomy places the organism in Eukaryota, Ciliophora, Oligohymenophorea, Peniculida, Parameciidae. The record is from the annotation of a GenBank genome assembly.